CUUAAGCUCCUUCCCUUCAACAUCCACUUACUUUAAUAUGGAUCAAAUUUAUUUACAUGUUGUCUCUCUACUAGAAUACAGGCUUUUGGUCGCCUCGGCACUUAGCAGACUGCCUUGCACUUAGCAAGUGCUUAAUAAGUUCUCGUUGACUGGCUUACUGCAAAAAUGUAGAAGUGGGAAAUUGCAAGACUUGCUGGGUCAAGGGAUGCAGACGGUUUGGCGGAAGCAAAUGGGGCUGUUCCAAAAUAGCGGGGUACGGUGGGGAAGGUGGGCCGGGGCCAGAUUACAGAAUGAGCCGAGAUAAUACCUUUUCCCCCUCCAGACAAUAUGCCGGAGGAUUCUGGGACAAGGGGGACUCAAGGGCAAAGGCAAGUCGUUUUGGCUGGAUUUGCAGGAAGGACUGGAUGGGAGCGGAGCCGGGAUUCGGAGACUGGUGUAGAAAGCAACUGCGGCAGUCCAGGGAUAGUGAGCACCUGGUUAUUUUGCCAGGGUGGUGGGGAUGUGGUAGUGAGGCCUUCGGUAGGGCGGUCCAGCUGGUGGAGUAUUCUGAAGGGGCGCCAAGGGACAGAACAGAAUGGCCGAGAACGGCCGGUCCCUUCCUUCGUACUCCCAUGGAGGAAGGCCUCCCAAACCUGCCCAAGCCCCCCCGGAGUCCCCAGGAGCCUGGCUUGGGCUUCCACGCACGGAGGUGGUGAGGGCCUGGCCGAAUCACCUGGAAGAAGAGGUCGGGAGUGAGUCCGAUAAGGAAAAGCAUCGCGCUCUCUUCCCAAAUCCUCGACCUGCCGGUCUCCUUCUCAGCAGUUCAAAGGUCCCAGACUGAGCAAAGUGGGAGGUGGGGGAGGGGGGGAGAAAACAAACAAGUUCUGUCCGGGGAAGGAAGAGUACCUCACGCUGGCUUCUCCCUGGACAGCUCCCUGGCGGCUAGGACUGGAAAUGGGGCUAGGAAGGUGGCCCUGACUCAAGGUCAGGCGAUAGGCCAGGGAGAGGGCGAGAGGAAGGCGGAGGGACACGGGCAGGCUCUGAACGCCACCCGGGGACAAAGGAGGCUGCGGGACAAAGUUCAGAGCGCCCUGAGAGUGAGGAAGGGAGAGGGAAGGGGGCGGGGGAAGGGGCCGGGCGGGGCCCAACCGCCGGGAGCUGAGGCCGCCCGGGGAGCCUGAGGGAGGAGCUCCGGCAGCCAGCCUCAGGUUGCCCCCGCCUCUGGCAGGGGGCCGCGGGGCAAAGGCGGCCAGCUGGUCGCGACCCUGGGAUGCCGAGGGCGUGUCCGGGCCGGCCCGGGCAGCCGAGGAGGCGGGGCUGCGGAGCGCACCUGGACGGGGCCAGGGUGGAGUCGGGCCGGGCCCAGGGUGACCGCGGCAGGCCAGGCAGCUGGCAGCUCGGGGGCGGGCAGUGGGGUCUGAGAGCCGGGCCUUCCCUCUCCGUUUGCGGCUCCUGCCCCCUCUGCCCAAGUGCCCCCGCGCCCCACUCCGGCUCCUGGCGAGACUCGGCCGAGUGGGGGACAGCCGCCACCGGAGCCGAGGGGCCAUGGCUGAACCCCGAGGGGAGACGGAGCCGCCUCCGCUGUCGCCGCCGCCGCCGCCGCCGCCGCCGCUGCCGCCUGCGGCCGUCCACGGCGGCCGAAGCCAGUCCCGCAACCUGAGCCUGGAUAGCCGCAGCCUGGGUAGGGCCCCGCGGGAGCCCAGUUGGCGGACCUCGCUGCGGCUGUCGUUGGGGAUCCCGGGGCGGCGGCGAGGGGAGUUGAGGGAGCUGCUGGGGCUGCCGGUGGGGCUCGAGCGGGAGGACGAGCAGCCCGCGGCCGGAGCGGCGGCGGCUUCGGCGGCCGGCGGCCCCGGCGGGCUCUGCCUGGAACCCCGCGAGCACGCGUGGAUGCUGGCGGCCGCCGAGGGUCGCUUCGAGGCGCUUCAAGAGCUGCUGGAGGCCGAGCCCGGACUGCUGAACCGCGUCGACCCGCUCACGGGCUAUAGCGCCUUACACUGGCUGGCCAAACACGGCAGCCACGAGGGGCUCAUCCGGAUGCACGACUUCGCUCGGAGGCACGGGCUGUCUCUCGACGUGAGCGCCCCCGGCAGCGGCGGCCUCACCCCGCUACACCUGGCGGCGCAGCAGGGCCACGACCUGGUCAUCAAGGUGCUGGUGGGAGCCCUGGGAGCCGACUCCAGCCGCCGAGACCACAGCGGCCACCGCGCGUACCACUACCUGCGGCCCGACGUAGCCCCCGAGCUGCGGGAGCUGGCGGGCGCCGAGGAGAGCGAAGAGACCCCUAGAGCCACGAGCGCCCCGUCGGGGUCUCUGUGGCGCCGAGGCCAGACCGGAAACGCCAACAACAACUGCAGCAUCAGGCGCGGCAGCUGGAUCGCCCUGCUCCAGGAGCGGACAGACCGAGGGGCCCGGGGCGGGGACAAGGCCUCCAGGGUGUCCCAAAUUCAGGGAUUUUUCCGGCAACUGUUCUAUCUCUUCCAAGACCGGUGAGGGACUGGAAAAGCUUGGAAAUUUUCGGGGUGGCAGCGGGAGGGUGGCGGGAGAGGCUCUCCCUUCACCUCCUACUCUGAUUCUCCCCUACUUGGGGCUCGAGGUGCGGUGGGGGGGCGCAGUCUGUUGGGGCUCCUUCUGAGGGAUCGAGAAACCCACUCUCAGUUUAGGGGUUUGCAAACUGCUCCCCGAAGUCAGCAGAGUAGCGGUCAGACCCGUGUCCUUUCCUCCCACCCCACCCCCCAAAACCCUCCGGGUUUGUGAGCUGCUUAGGGGAGAUAGGGCUGAUCUAAACUUUAAGGCCAAGAGGGGCCUAACCUGCCCAACCUGCCACAAUCCUCUCAAAAAGUACCUCGGGUCCGGAGGAUAGGAAGCUGCUGUUGGGACCAGUUCUGACCUGAUGGGCCGGAAGCGUCGAAACUAAGGAAAGGGUUCUCAGCUGUGCAGGAGUGAAAUGCAAGACGCCAGACCAGCCGUUCUUGACGUUUAGUGAGGAACAUUUUCUGGGGUACUGGAGUUAACGCGGAAACCCCUAAGGCAGGAACAGCUCCUGACUGGCAAGGACGGUUCUAGCUGGAGUGUCAGACGGGAGGGCCAGUCCUGCUAGAAGGAGAAAUUCAGUCACAGAAUUGACUUCUCCUGAACAUUAAAAAUGGGAAUUUUCUUUUUUUUAA
This is a messenger RNA of Antechinus flavipes (yellow-footed antechinus), 3143 nucleotides long. It is a transcript of the gene SOWAHD, whose product is annotated as sosondowah ankyrin repeat domain family member D. Bases 1525 to 2469 code for a protein of 314 amino acids. The transcript has a single exon. Gene Ontology annotation, molecular function: protein binding. The record is from RefSeq and is a predicted model, not a curated record. NCBI's taxonomy places the organism in Eukaryota, Metazoa, Chordata, Mammalia, Dasyuromorphia, Dasyuridae.